UAUUUGAUUGAAUCAGUAUGGCCCUUUUCGAUGUAAGUGGUUAUAAAUCCCACUCGGAACUUCGUGGGCAGAUUAUUGGAACAGGAGUAGGGCAUUUUAUCGACCGACCGAAUCAGCAAUUUUCUGUUCCCGUUGGAGUGGAUCCCUCAGGGUUCCUCAAGUCAUGCAGCCGUGAAGGUGGUGUGUCCAUAGAUCUGAACCAUGGUACUACUACCCUGGCUUUUACAUUCCGCCAUGGUGUCAUUGUGGCUGUGGACUCGAGGGCCUCAGCUGGCAGCUACAUUGCGUCGAAGGAGGCUAACAAGGUGAUAGAGAUCAACCCUUACCUGCUGGGGACCAUGUCCGGCAGUGCUGCUGACUGCCAGUACUGGGAGAGACUGCUGGCUAAGGAGUGCAGGCUGUACAAACUGAGGAACAAACAGAGGAUCUCAGUGUCUGCAGCCUCCAAGCUGCUGUGUAACAUGAUGCUGGGCUACAGGGGCAUGGGCCUCUCCAUGGGCAGCAUGAUCAUUGGCUGGGACAAUAAGGGCCCUGGUUUGUACUAUGUGGAUGACAACGCCACACGUCUCUCUGGUCGCAUGUUCUCUACUGGUUGUGGUAGCAGCUAUGCGUACGGAGUGAUUGACAGUGGCUACCGUGAGGACAUGACGGUAGAGGAGGCGUACGAGCUGGGCCGUCGCGGUAUCACCCACGCCACACACAGAGACGCCUACUCCGGAGGAGUGGUCAACCUGUACCACAUGCAGGAGGACGGCUGGAUAAAGGUGUGUAAAGAAGACGUUUCAGAGCUGAUCCACCGCUACAGGAAAGGCAUGUUCUGAUCCCAGAUCAUUUUCCACACCCACACAGACACACUGUGUUCUCUCUCAACUGAUCCCAACACUGCUCCAAAUAAAGACGGUUUUCAAACUGUA
Messenger RNA from Oncorhynchus nerka (sockeye salmon), 914 nucleotides. Its product is annotated as proteasome subunit beta type-8-like. The transcript has 6 exons. NCBI's taxonomy places the organism in Eukaryota, Metazoa, Chordata, Actinopteri, Salmoniformes, Salmonidae. Gene Ontology annotation, molecular function: threonine-type endopeptidase activity. Bases 18 to 821 code for a protein of 267 amino acids. Gene Ontology annotation, cellular component: proteasome core complex. The record is from RefSeq and is a predicted model, not a curated record.